GACAGCAGUUCACUGCGAAUGGCCAAUGAUAUUUGUUUUGACUCGGCUUUUGAACAUUUCUGGAAAUAAACGCUAAUUUAUAGAUAGUUUAUUAAGAUAUUAAUAUAAAAACACACACGAUGCAUCCUGGGCAAAUCGAUGUCAACGAGAUCACCGGCUAUUGGACAUUUCUGCUUAGUAUUGAUUGGAAGGAUCCGUGGCUUAUUGGCUUAAUAUUGGUGCAUAUCCUGACCACCACCACUGCGCUUCUCAGCCGGAACAAUACGAACUUCCAGGUUUUCCUCUUCCUUGUGCUGCUGCUGGCGGUCUAUUUCACCGAGAGCAUCAAUGAGUACGCGGCUCAGAACUGGAGUUCCUUCUCCAAACAACAAUACUUCGAUAGCAACGGCCUUUUUAUCUCGACAGUUUUCUCAAUUCCCAUUUUGCUCAACUGUAUGCUGUUGAUUGGCACCUGGCUGUACAGCUCCACGCAGCUAAUGGUCACUUUGAAAACAGCCCAACUAAAAGAACGAAUUCGAAAAGAACGCCAAAAUAAGGCUGAUUCCGCAGCGGCAGCACAACAUGGCAAGACGGAAUAGAAUAUAAGUUUAGACUCUAGGCAGUUGAAAACAUAAGCAGAGCUGUGAGAAUUGUACUUUCAGGAUAGCAUAAUCAAAGAUGUUGCAUUGUAGGCUUCAAAUAGAGUUUGCUGCCAUUUAGUAAUAGUUUUCUGCAAAGCUUGCGGCUUACGAUAAUAAAAUUCAAUUUAAUGUGAUUUAA
This is a messenger RNA of Drosophila subpulchrella, 759 nucleotides long. It is a transcript of the gene Tmem18, whose product is annotated as transmembrane protein 18. The transcript is spliced from 4 exons. Gene Ontology annotation, cellular component: nuclear membrane. The coding region runs from base 120 to 578 and encodes 152 amino acids. The record is from RefSeq and is a predicted model, not a curated record. NCBI's taxonomy places the organism in Eukaryota, Metazoa, Arthropoda, Insecta, Diptera, Drosophilidae.